CAACAUUCAAUCUCAGAACACCUAUAACAGGUAUUUUGUCCAGAUCUGAAAUGUCAUUUUGAAAUGCUAGAUACAGAAAAAGGAAAUCAAACAGGAAUUACAGAAUUCAUCCUUCUGGGUUUUGGGACUUCCCCUAAGAUGGAGCCUCUUCUUUUCUGUUUCUUCUUGGUGAUUUAUUUGACAACAAUAACAGGAAAUCUUCUCAUCUUUCUGCUAGUUGUGACUGACCAGCAUCUUCAUACCCCAAUGUACUUCUUCCUAGCAAAUUUGUCUUUUCUGGAUACUUGCUAUAGCUCUACUUUGCUGCCUAAAAUGCUGGUAAACUUGCUAAGAGUUAAGAAAACAAUAACUCUGAGUGGAUGUCUAGCCCAAUUUCAUUUCUUCUGUCUUUGUGCAGGUGUAGAAACUUAUCUUUUGGCUGCUAUGUCUUAUGAUCGCUAUUUGGCAAUUUGUAGACCUUUGCUCUAUGCUUCUAUUAUGAAUAGGAAGUUCUGUUUCCUACUAAUAGUUGGAACAUGGAUUAAUAGCAUGAUAGUUAAUAUUAUUCUAGUGGGUUUUGUGGCUCAAUUAUCCUUCUGUGGCCCUAAUGUCAUAGACCAUUACUUUUGUGAUUUCCAUCCACUGGAGAAAUUAUCCUGUUCUGACACAAAUCUCCUUGAUCUUGUCCUUCUUUUCAUAAGCAUUAGUUUUGCAAUUGUUCCCUUUCUGUUGACCUUCCUCUCUUAUAUUUGGAUUAUUGGCACUAUCAUAAAAAUCAAAUCCAACACUGGAAGGCAAAAAGCCUUUUCAACUUGUUCUUCUCAUCUCGUCGUAGUUUGCCUCUUUUAUGGCACAUUAAUCAUUGUCUAUGUGUUGCCAGAUUAUCCCACCCUGAGAUACCUCAAUAAAGUCUUCUCUAUUUUCUAUACAAUGAUGACCUCUUUGGCAAACCCCCUAAUUUAUACUUUAAGAAACAAAGAAGUCCACAAAGCUCUCAGAUUACUUUAUGGUAAAAUUAUAAUUGUCAGUAGAAAUAAUUUGAAACUAUAAAUUUAUUUUUAAUUUUAUUGGCUAUUAUAUUUUGAAUUUAAGUGUGAAUUAGUAAGGUCAAUAAUUGGUCCCUAUUCUAUUUAGCUGUAAUGGCUGAAGUUUCUGAUUGAGAUCAUGAUGGUUAUAACCAGUGCUUUUUUUCUAAAAAAAAAAAAGGUGCCGGAACUCACACACGUUAUAUAACCCGCCUUGCCUACCCUAUAAGGUUCCAUCCAAAAAAGGUGCCGGAACUCUGUUCUGGGCAUUCUAUGAGAAAAAAAGCCUUGGUUAUAACACUGAACAGCAUCACUUCAUACCACUAGGUUAGAAAUGGCAUUAACUUCCAAAUCUCUUGUGAUGUUGAUACUGGUUAAUUGAUUGUAGAAAAUUGGAAUCUUUUAUGUAAAAUAUAGGUAUGUUGUUUUCAAAAUGAAACUCAAAACAAACUCAGAUAAUUUUUGAAAAACUCAGAUUUUUUGAAAAAAAUCUUUACUAAUUUAUAAAUUUUAAAUGAGAAAUUGAAUAAAAGUGUUGAUGAAUUUAUUACAAUUGUAAAUCAACCUAAAGAAGAUAUAUAAACACAGGCAACAGUAGCUAAAUCAGACAUGCAUUUGGAUGGACUGGAAGUUAAUCUGCUGAUAACAGAUUCUAAAGAGAAGAUUUGUUUGAAAACUGGAGAUUUAUUAGAGGGGCAUUAAUGAACUUUUUAAAAGUUUUAUUCAUUUAUAAUGUAAAAUGUGAAAAUACAAAAGCGAAUAGUAAGGGACAAUGGUAGAGAAAGGGAAAACAAAAGAGUGUGAAGAAAGGGAUAUUAAGAAACAAAAGGCAUUGACUUCCGACACUCUCUGUUGCAUAAAAUGCAGUUAGAGGAUGACUGUCAAGAAACAUUGGAUUAUAAUUGGAAAAAAUUGUUGAACAGCCAGUAUUAUGGAGAUAUUAUCAAUGAAGUCCUUCUUUUUUGAAGAAUGAGAAGCAGCUGUUUGGAAUAUUCCAUUCAUAAAUUCAAAGAAAAGCAAAGAUGAUAUACUGGGAGCUGUUUUUAUAAUAAUAAUAAUAAUAAUAAUAAUAAUAAUAAUGAUGAUGAUGAUGAUGAUGAUGAUGAUGAUGAUGAUGAUGAU
Messenger RNA from Crotalus tigris (Tiger rattlesnake), 2126 nucleotides. RefSeq names its product olfactory receptor-like protein OLF1. NCBI's taxonomy places the organism in Eukaryota, Metazoa, Chordata, Lepidosauria, Squamata, Viperidae. Gene Ontology annotation, cellular component: membrane. Gene Ontology annotation, molecular function: G protein-coupled receptor activity; olfactory receptor activity. The record is from RefSeq and is a predicted model, not a curated record. Gene Ontology annotation, biological process: G protein-coupled receptor signaling pathway. The transcript is spliced from 2 exons. Bases 64 to 1029 code for a protein of 321 amino acids.